GGUCGGUUUGGCUUCUGCGGCGGUUUGGUUCGGGUUCUUCGGUGGGUCUGUUCGGGUUCUGCGACGGUUAGAUUCGGUUUCUCCGGCGGUUCACUCCGGUUAUGCGGCGGUUCUCUAUAGUCGGCUAUAUCAACAAGGUAAAGAUACAAAUGGGGCUUCACAGCUAUAGCCAGCCAUCGGAGUCAGAGGAUAUCUUUGGAAAUGAUUCCCACAGUGGCUACAGCGAGACGGAGGAUCUCAUUAGACGUGACCAAGCUGAGCUAAGCUUAUCUCGUGAAGCGGUGGUGUACCCUCCACAACCUGAGGUGGAGUUCGGCUUCCCGCAGAGUUGCUACUGUGGAGGUCAGCCACAUCUUGCAACCUCUACCAGCAGGAACGAUCCAGGUUAUAUUGAUAGUGUUACAAGCUGGUCUCAUUGCUUUGUGUUAAUGCGUUUGUUACAAGCUGGUCUCAUUACAAAUAUGUGUUUGUGUUAAUGCGUUUGUUACAAGCUGGUCUCAUUGCUUUCUGUUAAUGCG
This is a messenger RNA of Raphanus sativus (radish), 518 nucleotides long. RefSeq lists its product as uncharacterized. The record is from RefSeq and is a predicted model, not a curated record. NCBI's taxonomy places the organism in Eukaryota, Viridiplantae, Streptophyta, Magnoliopsida, Brassicales, Brassicaceae. The transcript is spliced from 2 exons. Bases 102 to 476 code for a protein of 124 amino acids.